Molecule: messenger RNA, 3127 nt
Organism: Aricia agestis (brown argus)
Lineage: Eukaryota; Metazoa; Arthropoda; Insecta; Lepidoptera; Lycaenidae
Gene: AP-1-2beta
Product: AP-1 complex subunit beta-1
Exons: 19
Coding region: 158-2914 (918 amino acids)
Biological process (GO): vesicle-mediated transport; intracellular protein transport
Cellular component (GO): membrane coat; clathrin adaptor complex
Molecular function (GO): clathrin binding
Source: RefSeq, a predicted model, not a curated record
AUGAUUUUUCCGAGUGUAUUCUGUAAAAACGCCCCUUCUAUAGCAAAAAACAUUAGUUUUUAACCAUUAUUAUAAAAAUUAAUAUAUUUCAAGGGUAUUAUUGAAUCCUAUAAGAUAAAUAGUGUGAAACAAACUAGAAACUUUAAAAACAUCCAAAAUGACCGAUUCAAAGUACUUCACAACUACCAAAAAGGGAGAAAUCUUCGAGUUGAAGUCUGAGUUGAACAGUGACAAAAAGGAAAAGAAAAAAGAGGCAGUUAAAAAGGUCAUAGCUUCUAUGACUGUGGGAAAAGAUGUAUCAGCACUCUUUCCCGAUGUAGUGAAUUGCAUGCAAACAGACAACCUGGAGCUGAAGAAACUGGUGUACCUGUAUCUGAUGAACUAUGCCAAGUCUCAGCCCGACAUGGCCAUAAUGGCAGUCAACACAUUUGUCAAGGAUCUACCAACAUACCAGCUUGUUAAGGAUUGUGAAGAUUCGAACCCCUUGAUAAGGGCUCUGGCUGUACGUACGAUGGGUUGCAUCCGAGUCGACAAAAUCACGGAAUAUUUAUGUGAGCCCCUCCGCAAAUGUCUGAAAGAUGAAGAUCCUUAUGUACGAAAAACUGCCGCUGUCUGCGUCGCCAAAUUGUAUGAUAUAUCGCCUAGUAUGGUGGAGGAUCAGGGUUUUUUGGACCAGCUCAAAGAUUUGUUGAGUGACUCUAACCCAAUGGUCGUAGCUAAUGCUGUCGCCGCUUUAUCAGAAAUCAAUGAAGCCAGUGUUUCUGGACAUCCUCUUGUGGAGAUGAAUGGCCCAACAAUAAACAAGCUGCUGACGGCCCUGAACGAGUGCACGGAGUGGGGCCAGGUGUUCAUACUGGACGCGCUGUCCAACUACACGCCGCUUAACUCGCGCGAGGCUCACUCCGUCUGCGAGCGCAUCACGCCGCGCCUCGCGCACGCCAACGCCGCCGUCGUGCUCUCCGCCGUCAAGGUGCUGAUGAAACUGAUGGAGUAUAUGUCGGAGGAGGAGGAUCUAGUAUCGACCCUGUCCCGCAAGCUGGCCCCGCCCCUCGUGACGCUGCUGAGCGCGGAGCCCGAGGUGCAGUACGUGGCGCUUCGGAACAUCAACCUGGUGGUGCAGAAACGACCUGAUAUAUUGAAGCACGAGAUGAAGGUGUUUUUCGUGAAGUACAACGACCCGAUCUACGUGAAGCUGGAGAAGCUGGACAUUAUGAUCCGGCUGGCGUCGCAGGCCAACAUCGCACAGGUGCUGGGCGAGCUCAAGGAGUACGCGACGGAGGUGGACGUAGACUUCGUCAGGAAGGCGGUGCGCGCCAUCGGCAGAUGCGCCAUCAAGGUGGAGCCAUCAGCGGAGCGUUGCGUGUCGACUCUUCUAGAACUGAUCCAGACUAAAGUGAACUACGUGGUGCAAGAAGCCAUCGUCGUGAUCAAGGACAUAUUCCGGAAGUACCCCAACAAGUACGAGAGCAUCAUCAGCACGCUGUGCGAGAAUCUUGAUACCCUGGAUGAGCCCGAAGCUAGGGCGUCUAUGGUAUGGAUAGUGGGCGAGUACGCAGAGCGCAUCGACAACGCUGAUGAGCUGCUCGACUCGUUCCUUGAAGGAUUCCACGACGAGAACGCACAGGUGCAACUGCAACUGCUGACGGCGGUGGUGAAGCUGUUCCUGAAGCGGCCGGCGGACACGCAGGAGCUCGUGCAGCAGGUGCUCGGCCUCGCCACGCAGGACUCCGACAACCCCGACCUCAGGGACCGCGGCUUCAUCUACUGGCGUCUGCUGUCCACGGACCCUGCGGCUGCCAAGGAGGUGGUUUUAGCCGACAAGCCCCUCAUCUCCGAGGAGACGGAUCUUCUGGAGCCGACCCUGCUCGACGAGCUCAUCUGCCACAUCAGUUCCCUGGCGUCCGUGUAUCACAAGCCGCCGACAGCGUUCGUUGAAGGUCGCUGCGCUGGCGUACGCAAGUCUCUGCCGGCGCGCACGUCGGAGGACGCGGCGCCGCAACCCACUGUCAUACCCAACCAGGAGUCUCUCAUCGGCGAUCUACUGUCGAUGGACAUCAGCGGUCCGCCGGCGCCCGCCGCGCCCGCAUCUAACCUCGACCUGCUCGCCGGCGGACUUGACGUGCUCCUGGGCGGUCCCGCGGUAGGUGGUGCGGCUGCAGCGCCGGCAGAGGGCACGUCGUCGCUGCUGGGCGACAUAUUCGGCGCGCCCGCCCCCGCUGCGCACACCCCGCCCCGCGCCUGCUGGCUGCCCGCUGACAAGGGCAAGGGUCUGGAAGUAUGGGGGACGUUCAGCCGGCAGGGCGGGCAGCCGAAGAUGGAGUUGACGUUCACCAACAAAGCCAUGCAGGCUAUGAGCGGGUUCGCCAUACAACUCAACAAGAACAGUUUCGGUGUGUACCCGGCGGGCGCGCUCGCAGUGGGCGCGCUGGCGGCGGGCGCGAGCGCCACGGCGACGCUGCCGCUGGCGGUCGGCGGACCCGUGCAGCGCAUGGAGCCGCUCAACAAUUUGCAGGUGGCUAUCAAGAACAACAUCGACGUGUUCUAUUUCGCGUGCCUGAUCCCGGCGCACGUGCUGUUCACCGAGGACGGGCAGCUCGACAAGCGAGUGUUCCUCACCACGUGGAAGGAGAUCCCCGCCGCCAACGAGGUGCAGCACACGAUCUCCAACGUGCUCGGCACGGCGGACACCAUCGCGCAGAAGAUGACCCUCAACAACGUCUUCACCAUCGCCAAGAGGAACGUGGAAGGCCAGGACAUGCUGUACCAGUCCCUCAAGCUGACGAACAACAUCUGGGUCCUGCUGGAGCUGAAGCUGCAGCCCGGGAACCCCGAGGCCACGCUCAGCCUCAAAUCCCGCACGGUAGAGGUCGCCACCUGCAUAUUCCAAGCGUACGAAUCGAUCAUCAAGUCGUAAUCUCAGUUAUCCAUGUUGAAAUUGUUAAGAUUAUAUCUAAAGUAUUACAUAAGUUAUUAUAGACUUUGUAUGACUCGUAAUUCCACUAGUUGUAUAUUAAUAGUUACGAGGAUGGCGUUGAAUGCUUCGUAUUAUUUAAAAUGUAUGAAUUGUGGGCGGAGUGUACGUUAUGUAGCAUUUCGUUUAGACAAAUAAAUCUACAUGUUACGUAUA